GCCAGCCACCAUUUGCCAUUCAUGCUGUAGUCUGCCACCGGUCUACACCUUCCUGCUCCCGCCUGGAAACAGCAGCUCCUUACUGUGCCGCCCACUCACUCCCUGAUCCCAGAUAACCACACGUCCUGGACGGAUCACAGCGUCGUGUAAGGAAAAGGAAUCCAUCACCUAUCAUUUCCUUCAAGAAAAUCGGUUUACAUCAACGCGACGGGAAUAUGAAGACUUGGCCUCUGGCGCUUCUGGUCUUCGGACUGGUGAGUGUGACCGUCGCCUUCCCUGAGAAACUGGACCACUUCGGGGACGACGCUAACCACGACGACGAUGCUGCCGAUGUCGACUACGAGGAGGAGCCCAAGAGACCCUACAGCUUCUCUUAUGCUGCCUCCCGCUAUUACAACGGCGCCCCCGACAGGGAACACAAGGAGCAGCGAGGCGAGGACGGCAUCACCAGGGGCGUCUUCAGGUACGUUGACCCUCGCCAUCAGGUGCAAGAAAUAGUGUACUUUGCUGACGAAGACGGCUUCCACGUGGACGCCUCGAACCUGCCGAAGGAGACCGUGGCUGUGCAGAACGCUCGCAACAAACACCACGAACUCUUUGAAAAGAUCAAGCAGGAACACGCGCGGAUCGGAGCCGAGAGGGCAGUCCUUAAGGCCCAAGAGGAGGGCGAUGAUCAAUACGACUAGUGCUCGGGUCUGUGCCUCUGGGGCCAGAUUCACGAAGCAGUUACGCGAGUACUUACGAACCUGUACAUCUUUCUUCAAUCUUUGACGGCAUUGUUUACAUUUAUUAAACAGUUUACAAGCAUGAAAACUUCCCAAUCAACU
Procambarus clarkii (red swamp crayfish) is the source of this 827-nucleotide messenger RNA. RefSeq names its product larval cuticle protein 1. Lineage: Eukaryota; Metazoa; Arthropoda; Malacostraca; Decapoda; Cambaridae. The record is from RefSeq and is a predicted model, not a curated record.